AUGUCUCAAGAGAAGUUCCCAGUGGACGUGGAGAAGGAUGCGAUCAGGGCGGACUCCUACGCCGAAGGCGCCGUGCCGGGCGAGAGCUUCGAGUACGGAAGCUCCAUGUAUGCGAAGCUGCAAAGACUCGCCGGAAAAUUCCACGUCGAGCAGCGAGGAAUCGAACGCGUGCCCGAAGAUGAGCGAGACGAUACUUCGCUCCUCAAUGUGGGCACCAUGUGGCUCUCCGCCAACAUGGUCGUCUCUAGCUUUGCCAUCGGCUUGCUCGCCCAAAAGCUCUUCUUCCUUGGCUUCGUCGACGCUAUUCUCGUAUGCCUGUUCUUCAACCUCAUCGGCGUGGUCCCCGUGUGCUACUUCUCCACCUUCGGCCCGCGCUUCGGUCUCCGCCAAAUGGUGCUCUCGCGCUUCUGGUUCGGGUGGUACGGCGUCAAGCUCAUCGCCGUCUUCAACGUGCUUGCCUGCAUCGGCUGGAGCUCUGUGAACUCCAUCGUCGGCGCGCAGCUCAUCAACGCCGUGAACAACGACGUCCCCGGCUUCGCGGGCAUCAUCAUUAUCGCUAUCUGCACGCUCUUCGUGACCUUCUUCGGGUACAAAGUCGUGCACGCGUACGAGUUCUGGAGCUGGAUCCCGACAUUCAUCGUUUUCCUCAUCAUUCUUGGAGAAUUCGCGCACUCGGGAGCCUUCGUCAACAUCCCCAUGGGCGUCGGCACCUCGGAGCUCGGCAGCGUGCUCAGCUUCGGCAGCGUCGUGUACGGCUUCGCAACCGGCUGGACGAGCUACGCCGCCGACUACACCGUCUACCAGCCGCGGACGCAGUCCCGCUGGAAAGUCUUCCUCGCCGUCUGGCUCGGCCUGAUGAUCCCGCUCCUCUUCACCGAGUUCCUCGGCAUCGCCAUCAUGACCGCGACCACCCUCAACGACGGCAACAACCGCUACAUGGACGGCUACAACGCGUCGGGCACCGGCGGCCUGCUGGCCGCCGUGCUCCUCCCGCCGCUCGGCACCUUCGGCAAGUUCUGCCUCGUCGUCCUCGCCCUCAGCAUCAUCGCCAACAACUGCCCCAACAUCUACUCCGUCGCCCUCACCAUGCAGGUCCUGGGCCGCGGGACCCAGCGCGUCCCCAGGUUCGUCUGGACCGCGCUGGGAACCGCCGUGUAUAUCGCGAUCGCUAUCCCCGGGUACUCGCACUUCGAGGAGGUGCUCGAGAACUUUAUGAACUUCAUCGGCUACUGGCUCGCCAUCUACGAAGGCAUCGCCUUCGCCGACCACUUCCUCUACAAGCGCAGCAUGUCCGCCUACGAGCCCGCCGCCUACGACCAGCCGCGCAAGCUGCCCCCGGGCAUGGCCGCCAUCUUCGCCUUCUGCUGCGGCAUCGCUGGCAUGGUCACCGGCAUGAGCCAGGUCUGGUUCGUCGGCCCGAUUGCCCUGCAUGCCGGCGAGGCGCCGUAUGGCGGCGAUGUCGGGUUCGAGCUGGGCUUUGCGUUUGCGUUUGCGAGUUAUGCGGUCGCGAGGCAUUUUGAGCUGAGGGUUUUUGGGAGGUAG
This is a messenger RNA of Trematosphaeria pertusa, 1542 nucleotides long. Its product is annotated as purine-cytosine permease. Bases 1 to 1542 code for a protein of 513 amino acids. The transcript is spliced from 3 exons. Gene Ontology annotation, cellular component: plasma membrane; fungal-type vacuole membrane. NCBI's taxonomy places the organism in Eukaryota, Fungi, Ascomycota, Dothideomycetes, Pleosporales, Trematosphaeriaceae. The record is from RefSeq and is a predicted model, not a curated record. Gene Ontology annotation, molecular function: transmembrane transporter activity. Gene Ontology annotation, biological process: transmembrane transport.